Messenger RNA from Pochonia chlamydosporia 170, 1905 nucleotides. RefSeq names its product vacuolar calcium ion transporter. Bases 1 to 1905 code for a protein of 634 amino acids. The record is from RefSeq and is a predicted model, not a curated record. Lineage: Eukaryota; Fungi; Ascomycota; Sordariomycetes; Hypocreales; Clavicipitaceae. The transcript has 5 exons. Gene Ontology annotation, cellular component: fungal-type vacuole membrane. Gene Ontology annotation, biological process: intracellular calcium ion homeostasis; calcium ion transmembrane transport. Gene Ontology annotation, molecular function: calcium:proton antiporter activity.
AUGGACGAAGCGGUGUCUCAUAAUGCCCUCGAAAAUGGCCAGACUACCAGUGGCUUGUAUAUUAACGAGGGUGACGGUGAUGACGACCAUCCGGGCGGACGGAGUGGUGUCGUUGACGGGCUGGAUCUGCCAUCUGUCUCUGACUUCAAAUCCCUACCAAAAUCCCCCUUAAAUUGGCUCGGCAGAGUUGUCAGUCGUAUGAACAAUAAACUCCAAUCAACUACCAUCGGCUUCCGCUCGAGACGAACCGGAUACACCGAAGCACCCCGUCAACCGCCCAGUGAAGAGAAUUUAGGCGCAUCAAACCAUGACACCUGGUAUAAUGCAACGACUGAUGUCGUGUAUGGCAUCUUGGUCUCAUCACGGGUGAACCUCCUCUUGGUGUUUGUCCCCAUAGGUUUGGCUUGUUACUUUGUGGAAGCAGGUUCAUUGACCAUAUUUAUCUUGAACGGAAUCGCCAUUAUUCCACUUUCGGCAAUACUGACAGAUGCCACUGAGCGCAUCGCUGCUCACUCAGGUGACACAUUGGGGGCUUUGCUGAAUAUCACCCUUGGUAAUCUAGUGGAGUUGAUUCUCUUAGUUGCCCUGGCCGAAAAUCACGUCCGUGUUGUUCAGGCUUCGCUUCUAGGAUCCAUUCUCGUCAAUUUGCUUCUAAUUCUUGGAUCGGCACUCCUAGCAGCAAGCGCUGGCGGAUCAAUUCCACUGUAUAACACGACAGAAGCACAACUUUUAGCGUGCUUGCUGUUCGUUUCCGUAUUUACCUUUAUCAUGCCUAGUGCCUUUGACAGAGCCUUUGAUCAUGCAGAGGAAACAGCAAGUAUUGUCUUGAAGAUGACUCGAAUAUCUUCGCUUCUCGUUCUUGGCAUAUACGUGAUUUACCUCAUCCACGAGGUCAGAACCAACAAGGGUCCAUUCAAAGACGACUAUUAUCGCGUGACGUUCAAUGGCGAAAGAGGCCAGCAGGAUGACCUUCAUUCCGAACUUGGUAGGACUGGGAAUGUAACACCAUUUGUGCUACCUCCUCGUACGAUUCGAUUUGCAGAUGAGAAUGCAGCCCUGUCGGCGGACAACGGCGUCACAAGAGACGCGAAUAGGUUCGAACUCGGCUCACUCACCUCUGAUGCCGAUAGUGACGACGACGAAGGUCCUGACGCUCGUCGCCCUCGAGGACUACGACGCAGUUUCGAAACCGACACAACACGUUCUGUGCCAAACUCACAUCUUCCACUGAUGCACGCCAGCCGGCAUGGUCGUUCCAUCUCAUGGGCUUCAAGCGGACGGCAAAUCAGCCGCGAGUCAUCAAUGAGCAGAGAUCAGCGAAUUUUCGCAAGAUCCGGCCUGACAUCAUUACAACUUCUGAGGGAUAACCGACAUAUUAGCGACUACGAACUCAAUGGGUCGCAUGCCCCUGUAGGGUCGAUUGUCGAAAUUGUAAUAUCAGUGAUCAUGCUAGCCCUUUCGUCGAUCCUGAUGUCGAUGAAUGCCGAACUUCUUGUCACUUCUAUCGACGAUGUAACGCAGCAGAGCGGGUUGUCACAUACAUUCAUUGGUCUCAUUAUUCUGCCUAUUGUGGGCAACAUCUCAGAGUACGUCACAGUGGUGACUGUUGCGAUUGCGAAUAAGCUGGACCUCGCAAUUGCUGUUGCUGUUGGCUCGUCCAUUCAAAUCGCCCUCUGCUUGGCACCGCUGAUUGUGAUCGCUGGCUGGGUAUUACAAGUCGAGUUUUCCUUGACUUUUAAUAUCUUCGAGAUGACCGUUUUGGUUGGCACGGUGCUGUUGGUGAAUCUGUUGAUAUUGAAUAGUAACAGUAGCACAUUGAAGACUAGUGGCUUGAAGGGUGCUUUGAUGUGUGCUUGCUAUGGUAUCAUAGGACUUGCGGCGUUUUUCGCUCCAGAAAGAGUUUAA